AAAGCCAUAAGUCCCUACUCAGACGAACAGUCCAUUUCCUCAGAAUCAAACUUUGAAGCUCAGAUUGAAAGGUGGAAAGUAGGUGUUAUAUUUGGAAGAUACUGGAUCUUAAAAACUGCAGCCUUGAAUUUGGGGCUGGAGUAGCAGGAACAGCUGUAUGGAUAGAUUUUUUGGGGAGGAAGAAAGCCCAGUUUGGUGGUCAACAGGCUACAGCCUGAGAGACGCUCAUUUCCGGUCCUGCUUUAGGCACAAAGCCAUCUCAGAGACUUGGCCUGUCCCGUCCUGUCAGGUCUUUGAAGGGAAAUCUGCUUACAAAAAAUCUUGCCAAGGAAACUGCAGAGAAACGGGAGUGCAGGAUAACUCCCCAAAACCUACUUUUGCAACUUUGGAGAGUGAAGCCUGACCUACUUAGCUUCCCAAGAUUAGGGACAUGUUGUGCCAUAAAUAUUUAUGAAGUUCUUGUUUGUAUGCACAGCUGCUAAAUUAUUUCCAGCUUCAUCCUAUGAAUGGAAUAAUGAAACCUGGAACAAUAACAAUAACACUCACCUUCCAAACCACAUCUAGAUAGGAGAGAUUCUGUCUGCAUUGAAGGAAGGGCGGAGGAUUUCGGACAAUACCUGUAUGACAAAAUCGCUCAGAUCCGGGUGGAUUUGGACUCUGACUGGGUAGAUCAGGGCAGGGUGACGAGGAACAGUCUUGAGAAUGUUAUCUGGGAGGAGUUUGAUGCUGUGACUCCCGAUGAUGUGGACAGGAUUUUGCGGAGACUUAGUGCGGCCAAAAGUUUACUGGACCCGUGUCCCUCCUGGUUGGUACUGGCUUCCCGGGAGGUUACACGAGGCUGGCUCCAGGGCGUCAUUAAUGCUUUGUUGAGUGAGGGUCACCUCCCCGCUGCCCUGAAAGAGGCGGUGGUGAGGCCUCUCCUCAAGAAGCUGUCCCUGGAUCCGGCAAUAUUGGCUAACUAUCGUCCUGUCUCCAACCUUGGCUUCAUUGCGAAGGUUAUUGAGAGUGUGGUCGCGCAACAGUUUCCGCAAUUCCUGGAGGAAACAUCCUAUCUAGAUCCAUUCCAGUCGGGUUUCAGGUCUGGGCACAGCACGGAAACGGCAUUGGUCGCGUUGGUGGAUGAUCUCUGGAGGGCUCGGGACAAGGGUUGUUCCUCUGUUCUGGUCCUAUUAGAUCUCUCAGCGGCUUUUGAUACCAUCGACCAUGGUAUCAUGCUGCACCGGCUGGAAGAGUUGGGGGUGGGAGGCACUGUGUUGCGGUGGUUCUCCUCCUUUCUCUCCGACCGGUCGCAGUCUGUGUUGGCAGGGGGGCAGAGGUCGACCUCGAGGCCUCUCAUCUGUGGAGUGCCGCAGGGAUCGGUCCUCUCGCCCCUUCUGUUCAACAUUUAUGUGAAGCCGCUGGGUGAGAUCAUCCGUGGCUUUGGGGUGAGAUACCAUCAGUACGCUGAUGACACCCAGCUGUACAUCUCCACCCCAGGCCACCCCAACGAUGCCCUUGAAGUGAUGUCCCAGUGCCUGGAGGCUGUGCGGAUCUGGAUGGGGAGGAACAGGCUCAAGCUCAACCCUUCCAAGACUGAGUGGCUGUGACUCCCGGCAUCCCGAUAUAGUCAGUUGACUCCAUCACUGACUAUUGGGGGCGAGUCUUUGGCCCCCACUGAAAGGGCUCGGAAUCUGGGAGUCCUCCUGGAUAGGCAGCUGUCUUUGGAGGAACAUCUGACGGCUGUCACCAGGGGGACCUUUUAUCAGGUUCGCCUGAUUCGCCAGUUGCGGCCCUUUCUCGAUCGGGAUUCCUUGUGCACAGUCACUCACGCCUUCGUCACCUCUCACCUUGACUACUGCAAUGCUCUCUACAUGGGGCUCCCCUUGAAGAGCACCCAGAGGCUCCAGCUGGUCCAGAAUGCAGCAGCGCGGGUAGUGAUGGGAGCAACAUGGCGCUCCCAUGUAACACUGCUCCUGCGCGAGCUGCACUGGCUCCCGGUGGUCUUCCGGGUGCGCUUCAAGGUGUUGGUUAUCACCUUUAAAGCGCUCCAUGGCAUAGGGCCUAGCUAUCUUCGAGACCGCCUGCUGCUACCGACGACCUCCCAUCGACCCGUGUGCUCCCACAGAGAGGGCCUCCUCAGGGUGCCAUCAGCCAAACAAUGUAGGCUGGUGACCCCCAGGGGGAGGGCCUUCUCGGUGGGGGCUCCCACCCUCUGGAAUCAGUUGCCCCCGGAGAUAAGGAGAAUCCAUGACCUCAAUGCCUUCUGUCGUUCCCUGAAAACCCAUCUUUUCCAGCAAGCCGGGUUGGCUUAAGAAGAAAUUUUUAAAUUCUUUUAAUCAGUCUGUGAUUUUUUAACUUUCGGGCCAAAAUUUAUAUAUAUUUUUAAAUGUUUUUUAAUAUUUGUAUUCUUUGUUUUUUUUUCUUGGCUGUACACCGCCCUGAGUCCUCAGGGAGAAGGGCGGUAUAUAAAUUGGAAAUUAAAUUAAAUUAAAUUAAAUUAAAAUCCUUGCAGAGCCUAAAUCUCACUAGAGGGAAGAGUUGCUCUGAGCAGCCUUCCCAAUUUCCACAGGAGUUAGCUUUAUUAUUCCCAAACAGUUUGGGCAAAAGACUUGGAGAGCUAUACUUUGCAGAAAGCUGAUGGGUUUCUGCACUUUCUUAGGGGUGACUCAGUGGAGAUCAAAACCUCUCUACAUCCCCCAAACUUUAUGACUGAUUUCCUGUGUCUGCCAAGGAUUUAAGACCCAGGAGAAUCAGUGGGUCAGAGGCUCAAAGGGAGCCAGCUUCAUUCAUGCUGCCCAGAGAUGCUUCCAAGCACACCCAUGCUAAAUGCCUUGUGCGUCUGUAACUUUGCAUACACAGAAGUCUCCAUUAGGUCAAAGUGAGAAAGUCACAUACCCAGCAGGGCUGGAAAAGGGGGUUUAACAAGAGGAGAUGACUGCCUGUAUAUGGUAAGAGCAAUGUUUCCAAAAGGCAUUUCCAAGGGCUGGAAAAAAGAUUGGUAAUACAGAUGUUCAUGCAACAAUGUACCACUCUUUGUUUGAUACCCAUUCCUUUUUUACAUUCAAAAUAUUAAUCUAAUAAAAUAUACAAAAUCCUUGCCAAGGAAACUGCAAGGCCAGGCAUCAAGACUGACUCUUUGUUUCAUACACAUUCCUUUUUUUAAUUAGAAAAUUUAAUCUAAUAAAAUAUAUAAAUCAAAUAAAAACAAAGAAUGGAUAGAGAGAAGCAGGAAAGGAAUCGAAAAAAGAAAAAUAUAAUUGCACCUUCCUCCUUUUUCUCUGUUGAGAAAUUGUCAUCACGCAUUCUUAUAUAGAAAUUAUCUCUGCUCAGUUGACCAGAAUAAAAACUGCAAGGCCAGGCAUCAAGACUGACCCAAAGGCACCAAAACCGAAGUAGCAUCACGUUUCACUUUUUCACUUGGCUCAGUUGCAAAGGUCGGUUGCUGGGAAUCGAAAACGACCUGCUGCAAUGUAAUCACAGGAAACCUCUUCCAAACGCCUUGGUGGAGAUUGGAAAAGCCUGUUUUUCCACCUCCUGUCGCUAGAUGGCGGACAAGCAACAUCUGUGCCUAGAAAGCCAUCAACACUGCAUUGCUAGAAAGGCUGGGAGGAGAGGAGAAGCGCAGAGGAACUUCCUCUUCCGGAUGACUCAAGGGAGGAAGUUGGUGUGCAGAGCGGCUUUUGUGCUGUUUCCAUGGUGGAAGCAGCAGCUGGCAGAGCCUACAAUUCUUCGCCUUCACCUUCCUCAGCAACUGGGAGAGAAACGAGAUAAAAUCAAGAAGAGAUUUCUAGCUGGGAAAAGUAGAGUGUGAAAUUCAAGCAUGUAUUACAUGAAAAGUGUUACAGGCUCUGGGAAGAAGAAAACGGCUUGAAUCAAAGCUUGUGUAAAGAAGGGAUCAUCCAUAUUUUUGACCUCGUCAAGAAUAUUGGUUGUCGAAGAGCUCCAUAGAUGUGUCUGUUGUAGGAAAGAUACAACUUGCAAAGCACAGCUGAUUAUGCCUGAGAGGAUCCAGACUGGAGAAAAGUCGUACAAAUACUCUGAAUGUGGCACCAUUGUGGUCAGUGAAAGGAUCCAUAUAGGAGAGAAGCCCUACAAGUGCUCGUAAUGCGGUAAAUGCUUUAGCGAAAAUGGCAAUGUGGACUCACACCGAAGAGAAACCCUUUGUAUGUCCUAUCUGUGGGAAAAGUUUCAGUACCAAUUCCAACCUGGUGAGACACCAGAGGACUCACACAGGAGAGAAACCCUUUGAAUGUCCUGAUUGUGGUAAAAGUUUCAGUAACAAUUCCAACCUCGUGAAACACCAGAGGACUCACACAGGAGAGAAACCCUUUGAAUGUUCUGAUUGUGGAAAAAGUUUCAGUCAGAGUUCCCACCUCGUUCUACACCAGAGGACUCAUACAGGAGAGAAACCCUUUAAAUGUCCUGACUGUGGGAAAAGUUUCAGUCAGAAUUCCAACCUCAUUGGCCACCAGAGGACUCACACAGGAGAGAAACCCUUUGAAUGUCCUGACUGUGGGAAAAGGUUCAGUCAGAAUUCCAGCCUCAUUGGCCACCAGAGGACUCACACAGGAGAGAAACCCUUUGAAUGUCCUGAUUGUGAGAAAUGUUUCAUUCAGAAUUCCAGGCUGGUUCAACACCAGAGGACUCACACAGGAGCGAAACCUUUUAAAUGUCCUGACUGUGGGAAAAGCUUUAGUCAGAAUUCCAGCUUGGUUCAACACCAGAAGAUUCACACAGGAGUGAAACCCUUUAAAUGUCCUGACUGUGGGAAAAGUUUCAGUCAGAAUUCCAGCCUGGUUCAACACCAAAGGAUUCACACAGGAGAGAAACCCUUUGAAUGUCCUGACUGUGGGAAAAGUUUCAGUCAGAAUUCCAUCCUGAUUCAACACCAGAGGACUCACACAGGAGAGAAACCCUUUGAAUGUCCUGACUGUGGGAAAAGUUUUAGUCAUAAUUCCAGCCUGUUUCAACACCAGAGGACUCACACAGGAGAGAAAUCCUUGGAAUGUCCUGAUUGUGGGAAAUGUUUCAGUCAGAAGUCCAGCCUGUUUCAACACCAGAGGACUCAUACAGGAGAGAAACCCUUUGAAUGUCCUGACUGUGGGAAAUGUUUCAGUCAGAAUUCCACCCUGAUUCAACACCAGAGGACUCACACAGGAGAGAAACCCUUUGAAUGUCCUGAUUGUGGGAAAAGUUUCAGUCAGAAUUCCACCCUGAUUCAACACCAGAGAACUCACACAGGAGAAAAACCCUUGGAAUGUCCUGAUUGUGGGAAAUGUUUCAGUCAGAAGUCCAGCCUGUUACAACACCAGAGGACUCAUACAGGAGAGAAACCCUUUGAAUGUCCUGACUGUGGGAAAAGUUUCAAUCAGAAUUCCACCCUGAUUCGACAUCAGAGGACUCACACAGGAGAGAAACCCUUUGAAUGUCCUGAUUGUGGGAAAAGUUUCAGUCAUAAGUCGAACCUGGCUCAACACCAGAGAACUCACACAGGAGAGAAACUAUACAAGUGUCCAUACUGUGGGAAAGAUCUUAGUACUAGGGUUAACCUUAUAAAUCAUGUCCUUAUACACAAAAGGGAGAAACCAUUUUAGUGCCCCGAGUGUGGACGGUGCUUCAGGAAACUUUCCACCCUUAUCGCACACAGGAAAAUCCACAUGACGCCAAAAGUGAUAAGUGUAGAGAAGGCUUGAGUUUCAUUUCUAGUGUCCCAUUGUGAGUCCAGCUGAGAAAUUGACUAUUUAAUUUGAUUAAAUUAAAUAGAAUUUUCCUGAUGUUUUGUAGGCAAAUAUGUAAUGGUAUUAGAUGGGGAAGAGGAAAGAAAAAGUUGGAACAUAUUACUUUGAUAAUGGCUAUCUUGCCUUCAGCGUAAGAAGUUUCUGGAUAUUUAUUUUUGUAGAAAUUGGGCAAUUAUAUAAAAAAAAAUUUGAGAGUGUUCUUUGCAUUUUUAUGAUGGUAGAUGAUAGAAAUGCUACGUGCCAGGAAUCCCAGCCUUUUUCUCCCUGGGUCCCCCCAAGAUUUUCAGCCUCAGAAUUCUCCAGCCAGCAUCUCUUGGGGAUUGGAGCCCUGAGACUAUAGAUUGUGGCUCCUCAUAUAAGGAGAAAGCAAGAGGAGAAGAGACACAGAGGGGGUUCAAAGUUUAUCUUUUUCUAACAGUUCCAGGAAUUCAGCGCACCAAGCAUGUCUGUUCAGAUUGUGUCGAGAAUGAGGCACGCAAGUGGAAGAAACCAUAUAAAUAGCAAAUAUAUUGGGGGAGUUUAGGGCAGUGAUAAAAGCAGUGUAAAACUUCAGAUGUAAAGGCUGUUCUGCCCUGCAGGUGACCUUCAUGGUUCAAAAGCCAGAAGAAGCAAUUGGAUUGAAACAUGUCAGUUGCUACAUCUUCCUUCCAUUUUAUUCCAUUUGUGGUAUAUGCUUUAAAACUGGUUCUCCUUCAUAUGAGGGUUGACUUGUGAUUUUAUGGACACCUUCUUUUCAUGGGAACAAUAUGGAAUUCUUAUGCCACUGUUGUCUUCUGUGAUUUUUUUUUCAUAUUUUUUAUUAUUAAAAAAAGUUAACAUACAUAA
This is a messenger RNA of Pantherophis guttatus, 6542 nucleotides long. RefSeq lists its product as uncharacterized. NCBI's taxonomy places the organism in Eukaryota, Metazoa, Chordata, Lepidosauria, Squamata, Colubridae. The record is from RefSeq and is a predicted model, not a curated record. Gene Ontology annotation, biological process: regulation of transcription by RNA polymerase II. Gene Ontology annotation, molecular function: RNA polymerase II cis-regulatory region sequence-specific DNA binding; DNA-binding transcription factor activity, RNA polymerase II-specific.